Messenger RNA from Acytostelium subglobosum LB1, 465 nucleotides. RefSeq lists its product as hypothetical. Bases 1 to 465 code for a protein of 154 amino acids. The transcript is spliced from 3 exons. Gene Ontology annotation, molecular function: superoxide dismutase activity; copper ion binding. The record is from RefSeq and is a predicted model, not a curated record. NCBI's taxonomy places the organism in Eukaryota, Evosea, Eumycetozoa, Acytosteliales, Acytosteliaceae. Gene Ontology annotation, biological process: removal of superoxide radicals.
AUGUCACGCAAGGCUGUCGCUGUUUUGAAGGGUGCUGGUGAGACCACCGGUGUCGUCACCUUUACCCAGGAGAACCAGGAGGCUCCAGUUCUCGUCCAGUACAACAUCACCAACUUGCCCAAAGGCGACCACGGAUUCCACGUACAUCAGUUUGGUGACACCACCAACGGUUGUGUCUCUGCUGGUCCUCACUACAACCCAUUCGGCAAGGCCCACGGUGCCCCAACUGCUGAUAUCCGUCACGCUGGUGACUUGGGUAACAUCGUGUCUGGAGAUGACAACGUUGCCAACAGCACCCUCACCGACAAGAUCAUCACCCUCUUUGGUGAAAACUCCAUCGUUGGCAGAACCAUGAUCGUCCACGCUGACAAGGAUGACUUUGGUCUUGGUGGCUUUGAGGACUCUUUGACCACCGGUCACGCUGGUGCUCGUUUGGCCUGCGGUGUCAUCGGACUUGCUCAAUAA